UAUGAGAAGCAACAUGGGAAUACGCAUGGGAGUUGUUUGCAUCGUCUAAUUCUAAUUCCAUAAUAUUUCCAUCUAUUGUUUUCCGAGAGCUCCUCCCUCAAUCUCAUCGAGCUAGCGGAGAAAAAUAGGGCGGCCGGUGGGAAUUGUGAAAAAAGAAAAAAAGACGAAAUCUUUGAUGUUCCCAAGGUUAGUUUAUGGAUGAGGCGGAGGUUGUUUGUUAAAUGCAUGCAUACGCGGCGUUGAGAGUGGUGGUGGGGCAUGGGGAACGUGACGUCAAACGUGGCUGCAAAGUUUGCAUUUUUCCCACCAGACCCACCAACGUACGACGUGUUCAAAGACGAGGUGGACGGGAGGCUGUGUUUCACCGGGCUGACGGCGGAGAAGGAUGUGGACGUGCAUUUGCUGAGCACUCAGGCGGGGAACAAGAUCGUGGCAACCUUCUGGAAACACCCUUAUGCCAGAUUCACCAUCUUAUACUCUCAUGGCAAUGCUGCGGAUUUGGGCCAGAUGAUUGAGCUUUUCAUGGAGCUCAGAGCUCACCUCCGUAUCAAUAUCAUGAGCUAUGAUUAUUCUGGGUAUGGAAGAUCUUGUGGAAAGCCAACCGAGUUGAACACAUACUAUGACAUAGAAGCUGUCCUAGGUUGUUUGAAGAGUGAAUACGAAAUCAAGACUGAGGACAUGAUUCUAUAUGGGCAAUCUGUGGGAAGUGGGCCCACAUUACACUUAGCAUCUUGUUUGCAGAGGUUGAGAGCUGUUGUUCUUCACAGUGCUAUACUUUCUGGAAUUAGAGUCCUGUUCCCAGUCAAGACCACGUUGUGGUUCGACAUUUUCAAAAAUAUAGACAAGAUCCGGCAAGUCAGCUGCCCAGUUUUAGUAAUCCAUGGUACAGCUGAUGAAGUGGUGGAUUUCUCGCAUGGGAAGCGAUUGUGGGAGCUUUCGAAAGAGAAAUUUGAUCCACUGUGGAUACAAGAUGGAGGGCACUGCAACCUGGAGACAUUCCCUGAGUACAUCAUGCACCUCAGGAAAUUCAUGAAUGCAAUGGAAAAGCAUUCUGUGUCCAAGCGAUGCCAGGCCGAGCUUACUCAAUCCCUCAGUAUAACCGAAUCCAAACGCACCAGCAGAUGCUGGUUAAUCAGAUUCGGGAAAAGAUAGAUAUAUCAUAUAUAUAUAUAUAUAUAAACCCCUACCCUACCCUACCCUGCCUUUGCUCUCAUCUCAACAUACAAUUCAAGGAAUUGAAUUAAUUAAGCUCCACCCAGAUUGAGUAUUGAUUUAGAUGUUGCUUGGUUGUAGUUUGUUUGAAUUUGCAGAUCAGAUCAGAUCAGAGCAACAUACACAGUAUGUAGGUUUUUCUGUUCAAUCAUCACAAAACCGGCCAUAUGCUCCGAAUUAACCUAAAUUAAACUAGGAAUUAAUGUUAAAUCUUGGAUGUAUGUGUACCCAAAAUCCUAGUAUAUAUGUACAUGCAACUAGUUAAACCUGCCUUUUUACAUGUAUAUAUUAUGUAUACUGAAGUUAUCUUUGCUGUAACUCUUAUAUAUGGAAAUUAAAAAAAUUACUACUGAAAA
Messenger RNA from Ipomoea triloba (trilobed morning glory), 1568 nucleotides. RefSeq names its product alpha/beta hydrolase domain-containing protein 17B-like. The transcript has 5 exons. Bases 259 to 1152 code for a protein of 297 amino acids. NCBI's taxonomy places the organism in Eukaryota, Viridiplantae, Streptophyta, Magnoliopsida, Solanales, Convolvulaceae. The record is from RefSeq and is a predicted model, not a curated record.